This is a messenger RNA of Elgaria multicarinata webbii, 816 nucleotides long. It is a transcript of the gene PGPEP1L, whose product is annotated as pyroglutamyl-peptidase I like. NCBI's taxonomy places the organism in Eukaryota, Metazoa, Chordata, Lepidosauria, Squamata, Anguidae. The transcript is spliced from 7 exons. Bases 1 to 816 code for a protein of 271 amino acids. Gene Ontology annotation, cellular component: cytosol. The record is from RefSeq and is a predicted model, not a curated record. Gene Ontology annotation, biological process: proteolysis. Gene Ontology annotation, molecular function: pyroglutamyl-peptidase activity.
AUGGAUGCCAGUUCCAGCACAGUGGUGGUUGUUACGGGCUUUGGUCCCUUCCGGCAGCAUCUUGUUAACUCCAGCUGGGAAGCAACAAAAGAGCUCUCCAAACUUGGCCUCGGUAAUGAUGUAGACCUGCACAUCAUUGAACUGCCAGUGGUUUACCAAAAAGCAAAAGAGAUUGUCUGUAAAGCAUGGUCAAGCUUUCAGCCCCAACUUAUGAUUCACAUUGGGCUGGCUCCUACCUCAAAAGCAACCAUAAUUCUGGAGCAGUGUGGAAAGAAUAAAGGCUACAAAGAAAUCGAUGUUUGCGGAUUUUGUCCAGAAGAUGGCUGUUGUGUCUUAGAGGGACCAGAAAGAAUCGAGUCUACAAUUAAUUUGAAGAGGGUCUGGAAAAGCAUUCAGAUGGAACAGAUGGAUGUCAUUUUUUCCAGAGAUGCAGGAAGGUACAUCUGCGAUUAUACCUAUUACAUUUCACUUUACCAUGGUAAUGGAAGAGCAGCGUUUAUCCACGUGCCUCCGUUAUCCAAGUGGGUAACAGCAGAAUUUCUAGGAAGAGCACUCCAAACAGUUAUCUUAGAAAUGUUAAAGCAAUGCAAAGGUAGAAGAUCUCUGGCCAGUCCUUUCUUCUCAAACCUCACUGGUUUAGAAAACAGAAAAAUGAUUCUCAAAAAGGCAAUUAAACCACCCAGAAUCCUUUGGGGAAAAAUAACUAACUACGGGAGAGGUGAAAAGAAGUUGGUGGGACUGAAGCUACACAAGCGAGAGAGAAAAGUACUACAAACAUAUCUUUAUCUCCAGUCACAUCUAGCAGUUAUAUUUUAA